This is a messenger RNA of Phycodurus eques (leafy seadragon), 5343 nucleotides long. RefSeq names its product ubiquitin specific peptidase 53b (gene usp53b). Bases 339 to 3425 code for a protein of 1028 amino acids. NCBI's taxonomy places the organism in Eukaryota, Metazoa, Chordata, Actinopteri, Syngnathiformes, Syngnathidae. The transcript has 17 exons. Gene Ontology annotation, biological process: protein deubiquitination; sensory perception of sound; response to auditory stimulus. The record is from RefSeq and is a predicted model, not a curated record. Gene Ontology annotation, molecular function: cysteine-type deubiquitinase activity. Gene Ontology annotation, cellular component: cell-cell junction.
GAGGGUUGAGGCUGCAGCCCUGCGUGUCGGAGGGAUUGCCAAUGGUGCACUAUGACAGAAAGCGCUGCACGUAUCUGCAGUAGGCGUCCCUCAUACUCCUAGCCCCGCGUCGGAUUCGCAGGAUUUGGCGCAACAAAACAAAAACAAAACAAACAAACAAACAAAAAAGCAAAAAUAACCGAUUGGAUGCUGGCACUGGUAUCCCAUUUUGGUGGUCCUGCAUUGCCAUUUUGUUUAAAAGACCGGCCGCCUUUCAAUGUCUAGAGGCGCGUGUACGGAGAUGCCCUGCGGCUGAAGCCGAGAAUGCUUUCAAUCAAGCGCUCUGCAGGAGCGUGGUGAUGAGAUGGAUGGAGCCAAAGACCAACCAGCUCCCACAUCCCAGCAUGUCCAACGGCAGCAAGUCCCCCCCACAGUCGGGAGAAGCUGCAGGCUCUAACUCCAUGGCAUGGGUGAAGAUGUUUAAGAAGCCUGGAGGAGGAGGAGGCCUGAAGAAGUCCUACCAGCCUGGCAGCAUGUUGUCUCUGGCUCUCACCAAAGGCCUCCUGAAUGAGCCCGGACAGAAUAGUUGCUUCUUGAACAGCGCUGUUCAGGUGCUUUGGCAGCUGGACAUUUUCAGGAGAAGUCUGAGGCACCUCUCAGGGCACUUUUGUCUGGGUGAUUCCUGCAUUUUCUGCGCAUUGAAGAGCAUAUUCAGUCAGUUCCAGCAGAGUCGUGAGCGCGUGCUGCCCUCGGACAGCCUGCGUAACGCCCUCGCCGAAACUUUCAAAGAUGAGCAACGCUUCCAACUUGGCCUCAUGGACGACGCUGCCGAGUGCUUUGAGAAUAUCCUGGAGCGCAUUCAUCUGCACAUCGUCUCAGACACGGCCCCCGACUCUUGCUCCUCCAAAUCCUGCAUCACCCAUCAGAAGUUUGCCAUGAUGCUUUACGAGCAGUUUGUGUGUCGCUGCUGUGGCGCAUCGUCGGACCCUCACCCUUUCACAGAGUUGGUACACUAUGUCUCAACCACUGCUCUGUGCCAACAGGUGGACCGCACAAUGGCGCGGACCAAGCGUCUCAGGUCGGACAUGUUUGGAGAAUUGCUGCAGGCAGCAAACAACACAGGCGACCUGCGCAGCUGCCCCAGAGACUGCGGUCAAAGCAUCAAGAUCCGUCGGGUGCUCAUGAACUGUCCAGAGAUUGUCACCAUUGGAUUCGUUUGGGAUGCAGAGCAAUCCGAUCUGACGGACGAUGUCAUCCGGUCACUCGGCCCACGCUUGAAUUUGUGUGGACUUUUCAACCGUGUCACUGAUGAAAAUGCCAAGCGGACUGAGCUCCAUCUGGUGGGAAUGAUUUGUUUCUCCAGCAAACAUUAUUCGGCCUUCGCUUAUCACACCAAAUCUUCCAAAUGGAUGUUUUUUGAUGACGCCACUGUAAAAGAGAUUGGUUCCAAAUGGAAAGAUGUGGCUUCUAAAUGCGUCAGGGGACACUUCCAACCACUUCUUCUGUUUUACACGAAUCCUGAGGGCACGCCAGUGUCUAACGAGGAUGCACCUAAGCAGACCACCAUGUGCCCUCGAUACAAAGGCCAAGUCAACGGUGAGGUGACAGUGAAAAAUCCCCUCUGCAGUCCAAACAGAUUCCAGGAAGCUUUUAUGGAGAAUUUUCAGAGAGUCAGUGAAACCACAAAAAAGGACAGAGUGCACACGAGAAUAGAUGCUUCCCACCCCAAAGAUAUGACCCACACAAGAUCCUCGUCUCCUCCCGAGAACGGACCAAGGGAACAGAAAUGUAAAAGCUAUCCCCGCAAUGAGAAGUCAACAAGCCAUUCGGUCAGAGCAUCUCAGGAAGCACGUGGGCAAUUCCGACCCACGCAGGCUGGCGGGCACGGCAGGAAGAAUCACCCCUCGCCCAGUCGUUCUGACCAGGACAGCUGCCAUGAUCAGUGGGAAAACAGCGGGAGUGGAGGAAGCCGGAAUAAGUGCAAGUCCACCUGGAGACCCAUUCGUGAGGUGCUAAAUGUGGAUACUGUUCUCAACGAGCUCGAGCAGCGUCGUCAACAGCAGCACGACAGCCCUCGGCGCGGCAAGACAGAACGAGCGCAGGCCGAACAAGGUCGGGAUCGCGAGCGGGAGCAUGCACGGACCAGGGAGGAUCGCAAGCAGAAGUGUUUGAUGACCAUUUACGAAGACGAGCAACGUCACGAGACGGAGAGCCACAGCUCAGUGGAAUCGGACAGCAGGGCCACCCAGCAGAGGGGCGGCAGGCUGACGGGGGGCGCCAAGACGCUGCUGCGGAGUGACACCUGGACCAUCCAGAGGACCGAGUCGGGAUAUGAGAGCAGCGACCGGCUCAGUAGCGGAUCCACUAAUCCUGACUCGCCCGGCGUUGAUGGCUUUGCGGUGAAAGAGCAGAGGUCAGCAACGGAAACCCAGUUCCAAAGCCAGCUGCACCCAAAGGCAGGCGAUGAAAAAUCCACUGGAACGUUGUCUCCAUCACACAAUGGUAAACAUCAGGCAAAACCUCAGGGAAAGAACCAUGACCAGGUUUCACAUUCACAUCUGAAGUGCAGUCCAGGUUCAAGGCGCAAAUGCAAGUACACGUCCAGUACUUGCAGAAAGACUUGCGAGCGGGAGUGCGUGGCUACGGAUAACAGGCAGAGCGACCAGCAGGAGCUGACAAGCGGUCGAGGCCACGCGGGGGAGUGCGCGGCCUCGAGGCACGUCACCAAGACCAGCAGCUCCGAGUGGAACAGCUCAGACGACCUCGCUCUCUCCGAGCCCGAGGAUAGAGACGCUUACCGCCCCGGCGCCGCCGUCGCCUCUGACCCGCAGUGUCCUCACGUCCCACUGGCAUACCGCCACCCCCCCGGCAACGCCGCCGCAGACCCUCAGCGCCAGCUGGGCACACCGGGCACGGGUUCGCCUCACCUCCGACCCGGCCAGCUGCUUUCCCCUCAUCUGGGCGAAACGAGCGAUGCCGUGUUCCGCCCCAGGAUGCUUCAAGAACCUUUCCAGGCCAGCCCUCGCCACAGGAAGACCGACAUCUCCGGCCUGCGGACCUUCUCGGACGCCAGUUCCAAGUCUGGCUCGGAUCCGGAGAGGAGCACGCCGUCGUCGUGCGAGAGCGAUGACAGACUGGUGGCAGGGUGCCGAGCGGAGCAGGCGCCCCCGGCUCAGGAGGUUUCUCUCACCACAUACUUCAACGUGGACAACUGUAUGACGGAAACGUACCGCCUCAAGUACCACAACCAGAGGCCUCUGCUGCUAUCGGCCACUGUGCCGCGAGCCGCGGGCCUGUCGGAGCACAGGGACAUUUCGCACACGCUCUCGUCCGACACGCAAGACGUGCCAAAAGCCAAACCCGAAUCAAGCAAUACGAGCAAUAAGCCCACCGCGAAAUGGAACCCAGUGACAGCCAAAGGCUUGGAUGAACGAGGCUUUUUAUGAGUCUCCCGCUCUCUUUUUGUUUUGUUUACAUGCAUCAACUGUUCGGUCACAUGAGAUUGAAAAUGGAUGCCAAAGAGUUUACAGAGGUGGAAAUAACACUAUGUGGACAAAAGUGUUGGGACCACGUGCCGUUACACCCGCAGGGAGUGAAAAUGUGCUGCUGUUAUGAUAAGGCGUCGGUCGGAGUGUAUCUGUUACAAUGUUGGGCCUGGCUACAAUUGUUGUCGUUCAUCCUAAAUGUUAUUGACCUCAAAUUCUGCACCACACUCACCCAAGCAUGCCUUUCUGGACCUUGCCUUUAUGACCUUAUCCAUAAUUCUUCCCGCAAUGCCUAGAAGUGUCCAAAAUGAAAGCGGGGUACACACCAAGUCAUCAAAGGGCUGAUUAUUGGAUGUCUCUGUAAGAUUAUCUUGAGCGUUAAUCCUGUGGUGUGGGGUAGUGCUGUGCGAUAUUACACUAUGAAAACAUCUAACGUACAAUAUGCUCCUCUCGUUUAUAUCAUGAUUUUAAUGUAUUGGGUUAGCGAUGUUGCUAUGCUAAUGUAGCGUCCGAGACGGUAACAGCAACAGUCGCCUUUCUAUAACGUCAUCCUUGUGCCUCACUCGCCAGGUAUGACUAAUUGAUUUACGCUCAAGCCAACUGUUUCCUGCAUGCUGAUUUUCGUCGUACUGACUUUCAUUGCUCCUGUGACAGUGACAAUUAUCGGUAAGUUCUAUUCUAUAUAUUUAUCAGAAUAUAAAAUUACCUAAAUGGGGAUAUAAAAUUUUGUCCAUAUCACAUAGCACUAGAGUGGUUUGUGUUAAGAGUGUUUAUUUAAUUUUUUCUCCUCCCCAAUCUGCUCGAAAAUUGGUCAGGGACAACAAUCGUAAUUGUUAAACCUUAGCAAUGUUUACAAUCGCAUAUCUUGUUGAGCAGAGCCACGGACUCCGUGAUUGUAUCGAUAGCCAAUUAGGAAGCAAAUUGAAUCUUAUGCUGUUGUCGGACCAAACCCUUAGUUUUGUCUUGUUUUGUUCUUCUACUAUUCUUUAUCUUCUUUGUAUUUUCCCUGCCCUGUGGCACUAUGUUGCCUCUCACAGGUCUGUCUUGGCAUAACGGAAGACAAUCUGGAUUGUCUCUCGAUUGUCGCUGGAGAUAUCAUUUUGUUUGCUCUGGUGUGAUCGUCAUUACAUGAUAAGAGCAGUAAGCACACACUUUUCCUCCUUAUGUGUGGGGUCUCUCACAUUUAAAAAAAAUCGGUAUGUGUGUACCCCGCUUAAGAUGAAUUAAAAUUCAAGAUGAGAACAGCAACCCCUGAUUGGUUAAUUAAUUAAUCAUGAGUCUGUCCCAAAUAAUUUUGUCCACAUAGCGUGACUCUUCUAUACUGAGUGGAAUUUAUUUAAGCAAGCUCAUCACUUAUAAGUGAAGCUUCGUUUAAAUAUGAAAGAUGUUCUUUAGCCGGCACGGUGGACGACUGGUUUGCACAGCUGCCUCACAGUUCUGGGGACCGGGGUUCAAAUCCGGGCCCCGCCUGUGUGGAGUUUGCAUGUUCUCCCCGUGCCAGGGUGGGUUUUCUCCGGGAUCUCCGGUUUCCUCCCACGUCCCAAAAACAUGCGUGGUAGGUUGAAUGAAGACUCUAAAUUGCCCGUAGGUGUGACUGUGAGUGCGAUGGUGGUUUGUUUAUAUGUGCCCUGCGAUUGGCUGGUGACCAGUUCAGGGUGUACCCUGCCUCUCACCCGAAGAUAGCUGGGAUUAGGCUCCAGCACCCCGCGACCCUAGUGAGGAUAAGCGCUAAUGAAAAUGGAUGGAUGGAUGGAGAAGUUCUUUAUUGUUUUAUGCAUUGUUAACGCUCUCUUUCGCACGCACGCACUUGUCUUCCACUUUUCCUGUUUCACCAUCUGGACAGUUUUACACUGAAUCCUAUUUUAGACAUAUUAUGCAA